GAGCCAAGGUUAGCCAUGGACUCCACCACUACCCCUACCCCUACCCUUCUUCCCCAUUCCCAAUCCCAAUGCAGCAGCCCACUCCUCUACCCUCCACCCUCCUCCGCUACCAAGCUCCCCAUCAAACGCAAAAACCCCGACCCCAUUAACCCUAACCCUAACCUCUUCUCUCCCCAACUCCUCAGUGACUUCAACGACGUCGUCCUCGUCCCAAUCCCACCAGAUUCAUAUGCCCAAACCCUCAGCACCGCCAGAACUCCGCCAUUUAAGUACCACCGAGUCUGGACCGAGCCCGACGAGCUUCUCUUCCUCCAAGGCCUCCUCGACUGCGCCUCCCAUGGCGGCUUCUCCUUCCCCAAAGACCUCCCCCUCUUCUACGCCCGCUUCUCCGCCACCGUCUCUCACUCCUACACCAAAUCCCAGCUCUCCGAGAAGCUACGCCGCCUCCGGAAAAAGUUCCGAGUCGUCUCGUCCCGCCUCGCUCGCGGCCUCUGCGAGUCCCAGCUCUCUCCUCACGAUCGCGCCCUGUACGACCUCUCCGGGAAGCUCUGGAGCCCCGAGUGCUGGUCCACUUCCCCGUUCGGUAACAGAGAAAAGAGCGACGCCGGAGAGUCUGAUAAUUUGGCGGCGGCGGAUGAGAAUCAGAAUCAGAAUAAGAACCAGAGCGUUUCUGAUGAUCUCGAUGUCGAAAAUGAUUGCGGCGAUGAGGUGAAGACGACGAGCGAGUUGGCACGGCCCAUUGCUGCGCUGGUGGCGAAGAGUGUUCUGGACGUGUUUGAUCAGUCUCUCAAUGAGGUUCGGAUGCUUCUUGUUCAACAGGGUGUGCUCUGUUCUGACCCGGUUCGUUUGGCUUCGGGUUCGGGUUCGGGUUCUUCGAAUGAGGGGAAGACUGCAAUGGACUUCGAGAGGCAGUGGCAGCUCCAACGGCUUGCUGAAUUGGAUGUGUUGGCUCAGAGAUUGAGGUUGGUUCUCGAAGACUCGAAUCGGUGGCAAUGAGUAUUUAUAUCAUGAGGGCAAGUCUUGGUGCAAUGGAAAGGUUGCUCCUUUGUGACCGAAGGGUCAGGGGCUCAAACCCCUGGGAGCCUUGUUGACCUGGGGUCGCCCCUUUACCACAUUUGAUAAACAGGAGGUGAUUACUUCAGAUAUCUUCAUUUGCUACCUGAUGCAUGGUUCUUAAAUCCGUAGUCAAGGUUCCGUACAUGUUAGACAUAGAAUUCGGCCUUCAUUAGAAUAGGUGGCCUUUGUGUAUGUGAUGCCAAUGUUUUAUAUCAGAGUACUUGUCAAUGGUAUGUCCUACACUGAGAGUUCUCCACAUCGAUAGGAUUUGAUAUUUGCAUUAUCCCAAAUUCUCAACGGUGGAACUUCGGCCAGAAUUAUUUGUUCGCAUUCAAUCUUCUGAUAUAUUGAAUUAAGUAGUUGGGAACUUA
Pyrus x bretschneideri (Chinese white pear) is the source of this 1427-nucleotide messenger RNA. RefSeq names its product probable transcription factor At5g28040. Gene Ontology annotation, biological process: regulation of DNA-templated transcription. Lineage: Eukaryota; Viridiplantae; Streptophyta; Magnoliopsida; Rosales; Rosaceae. The transcript is spliced from 2 exons. Gene Ontology annotation, cellular component: nucleus. The record is from RefSeq and is a predicted model, not a curated record. The coding region runs from base 16 to 996 and encodes 326 amino acids.